CUUCUGUUUGCGUUUGGUUCAUCCUUCCGGGCCGCCGUCCGGUUCCCAGUUCCUGGUUCUGUUUGUGUUCUGUUAGCGGAACCAGACAUGGAAAAGUUCGCGCAGUCUGCAGACUUUAGAUCUCCGCCGUCUCUUUUCUCUUCUGCAGGAUCUUCCAGAUGUGAUCCACAGAAGCAGGGGAAAGACUCCGGCCACAGAGAAGAGGAGGAAUUCUCCAUCUGCAGGGUUCAUGUUACAGAAACCUCCCGACCCGAAGGAGGUUCUGGUUUCCAGUCCAGCUGCUCUGAGCACCAGAACAGAAACAAACCAUAUCCGGACCUGGUGGUUCCGUGUCUCUGACUGCACCCCCUGCAGGCCACCGGGGGUCAGCGCAGUAUCCGGCCUCAGACCGUCGCUACAGGAACGUCCCCCUGCAGGACGGAUGUCUCCGUCCUCCAACUCUGUCCCCCUGCAGGGAUCAGCAGAGCGCUGCUGCAUAACUUCUCUGGGAAGCCGGCGGCGGCUCUGUUCUUCUCUUUCCUUCCUGCUGUCUGCAGGAACCAGCAGGUAAGACGCGUCACCUGGACGGGUCACCAUGUCCACCAACAUCUGGUGGAGAGGAGAAGUUCUUCCCUGGGAGGAGAACAGGCGUCUCUGUCUGCUGCCGAACAAAAGUUUAGAAAAGCUGGACUGAAUCCUAGUGGAGACGAAUCCAGGAGACCUACUCACAGUCGGAAUAAACGGCGGGGCUCCAGGCGUUCUGACAGAGACCGGCCGACCCGGCGGAUCCCUCCGGGUCACAUCCAGACGGACCCCGCGGCCCUCGGCCUUCACAGGAAGUGACUGGUUAAUGUCGCCCUGUCCUGCAGCUACAUCGCUAAGGUCAAAGGUCAGACGGCAGAAGCGGUCCGAGACGACACGAAGAACGCCAACAGACCGUUCAGCAGAGCCAGCAGAUGA
Messenger RNA from Poeciliopsis prolifica (blackstripe livebearer), 939 nucleotides. RefSeq names its product TatD DNase domain containing 3 (gene tatdn3). Lineage: Eukaryota; Metazoa; Chordata; Actinopteri; Cyprinodontiformes; Poeciliidae. The record is from RefSeq and is a predicted model, not a curated record.